Molecule: messenger RNA, 1194 nt
Organism: Closterium sp. NIES-65
Lineage: Eukaryota; Viridiplantae; Streptophyta; Zygnematophyceae; Desmidiales; Closteriaceae
Source: the annotation of a GenBank genome assembly
AUGCGUGUAGCUCUCCACCCACUCCUCCACCCACCGGUACUCUCCUCUCUGCCACCUCCAUCAGCACAGCCAGACACGCGUUCACCUGUGGUGGGGAAGAGAGGGGAGAAAGUCGACUCUUGUCUGCCCAUCACUCUCGUCCACCUAUCAAGACACCUCGUGCGCCCUCUCCCUCACCACCUGCCUCUCUCUCCCUCACCACCUGCUCUCUCUCUCUCCCUCACCACCUGCCUCUCUCCCUCACCACCUGCUCUCUCUCUCUCCCUCACCACCUGCCUCUCUCCCUCACCACCUGCUCUCUCUCUCUCCCUCACCACCUGCCUCUCUCCCUCACCACCUGCUCUCUCUCUCUCCCUCACCACCUGCCUCUCUCCAUCACCACCUGCUCUCUCUCUCCCUCACCACCUGCUCUCUCUCUCCCUCACCACCUGCUCUCUCUCUCCCUCACCACCUGCUCUCUCUCUCUCCCUCACCACCUGCCUCUCUCCCUCACCACCUGCUCUCUCUCUCUCCCUCACCACCUGCCUCUCUCCCUCACCACCUGCUCUCUCUCUCUCCCUCACCACCUGCCUCUCUCCAUCACCACCUGCUCUCUCUCUCCCUCACCACCUGCUCUCUCUCUCCCUCACCACCUGCUCUCUCUCUCCCUCACCACCUGCUCUCUCUCUCCCUCACCACCUGCUCUCUCUCUCCCUCACCACCUGCUCUCUCUCCCUCACCACCUGCUCUCUCUCUCCCUCACCACCUGCUCUCUCUCUCCCUCACCACCUGCUCUCUCUCUCCCUCACCACCUGCUCUCUCUCUCCCUCACCACCUGCUCUCUCUCCCUCACCACCUGCUCUCUCUCCCUCACCACCUGCUCUCUCUCUCCCUCACCAUCUGCUCUCUCUCUCCCUCACCACCUGCUCUCUCUCUCCCUCACCACCUGCUCUCUCUCUCCCCCUCACCUCAUGCGCCCUCUCCCGCAUCACUAUCACCAUGUGCGCUCCCAUGAGAGGCAAGAAGCGCGCCACCCUCCCUAUUGACACACCUCAUGUGCUUUCUCCUUCACCUCGUGUAGCCAUAGCUCAUUUGCUCCCUCUCUCCCUCACCUCAUGUGCUCUCUCCCGCAGCACCAUGUGCGCUCCCAUGAGAGGCAAGAAGCGCGCCACCCUCCCUAGACUUCUAGCGACCCUUUCGCCCAAUGAGAUGUGA